AUGGAUGAUUACCUUGAUAUUUUCGGUCAACAGACCUUCACCAUCAAUAUCCAGUCAUGUCUUUGUUUUACCGUCCCUGAUGCUACCGCACAUUCAGAAAUUACUGCCACUCUCGCCAGAGGUCUUGAGCGACUCCAUGGGAGCUUUCCGUGGUUAACAGGUCAAGUUGUCAACGAGGGAUCGGGUGACGGCCAUACAGGCCACUUCAUGAUUCGACCAACAGAAGAUAUCUCUCACUUGAUAGUGAAGAAUCUUCAGCAUGACCCCCAUGUACCGGCAAUGGAUGUCUUGCGGCGUGCCAAUUUCCCAAUGAGCAUGCUCGAUCAGGACACUCUGGCACCACGCAAAAUUUUUCCAGAAAGCAAAUUAGAGUCUGCACCCGUGUUCCUUAUUCAGGCAAAUUUCAUAACUGGCGGACUCCUUCUCACCUUCGUUGCUCAGCAUAAUGUCAUGGAUGCGACUGGUUUAGGCCAGAUCAUCCAUCUUUUCUCAAAGGCUUGCCGUGAUGAACCGUUCACACCCCAGGAACUUCGGGAUGGCAAUCUUCCACGCCGCGAUAUAGUUCCGUUGCUCAAAGAUACUCAGGCAGUAGGCACCGAUCUUGGUCGCUACAUUGUCAAUACCGCGCCAUACCGGAAUGUAUUCGAGUCGCCGCCAAAAUGCACAUGGACGUCCUUCAAAGUUUCUCCCACCUCUCUGAAAAGCCUGAAAUCCAUCGCCAUGGAAUCUAUCACAUCUCCCUUCUUCGUCUCUACGGAUGACACUCUGACCGCAUUCGUUUGGCAAUCUAUCGCUCGGGUCCGUCUGCUUCGCCUGGACCCUUCCUCUCAAUCCACAAUCAUGCGCGCCAUUGACGCACGGGGUCUCCUAGAUAUUUCCCCACUCUAUCCAGGACCCAUACAGAGUAACGUGUAUACUGGCUAUACUCUUCAGGAAUUGACGGAAGAGCCGUUAGGUGGCGUUGCAUUGAAACUCCGAUCAGCUCUGAACGACAAAUCGCACUUGGAACACCAUACACGCGCUAUUGCCACCUUCCUCGACCACACACCUGACAAAAGCAUCUUCUCAUUUGGGGCAACACUUGAUACGUCAGUAGAUCUCAUUUUCAGCUCAUGGGCAAAAGUGCCGAGCUAUGGUUUCGAUUUCAAUCUUGGGCUGGGAUUGCCUGAGGCCGUGCGAAAGCCACGAUGUAAUGAGGUAGAGGGGCUGACUUUUCGAUUGCCGGACACACUUGAGGACGAGGUCGUGAUUGCAGUCUGUUUACGAGAUGAGGACUUGGAAAGGCUGUGGUCAGAACUCGAUUUCAUUAAGUAUGCGGAGCACAUUGGAUAA
Molecule: messenger RNA, 1332 nt
Organism: Penicillium robsamsonii
Lineage: Eukaryota; Fungi; Ascomycota; Eurotiomycetes; Eurotiales; Aspergillaceae
Exons: 1
Coding region: 1-1332 (443 amino acids)
Source: RefSeq, a predicted model, not a curated record